Molecule: messenger RNA, 1926 nt
Organism: Parasteatoda tepidariorum (common house spider)
Lineage: Eukaryota; Metazoa; Arthropoda; Arachnida; Araneae; Theridiidae
Gene: CycB3
Product: cyclin B3
Biological process (GO): mitotic cell cycle phase transition
Molecular function (GO): cyclin-dependent protein serine/threonine kinase regulator activity
Source: RefSeq, a predicted model, not a curated record
AGACGAAAAAAUGUUGUUUACAAAAAUUUCAAGAGAUGAGUUGCAAGAGCUUUUCUUGAAAUAAUUAUUGACGACUUUACGUGAAAUGUAAAUGAAAUAUUUAUUUGCAUAUGCUAUAAUUUUAUCGAAGCAGAAGUUUUAUAGCAUAUUUAAUAAAAAAACGUAAAUAAUGAAACAAUUUUUGAUUUUCUAUCAAUUAUGCACUUCAACUUUUAAUUGAAGUGGCUACCGCCUUCAAAUUUCAAAACCCAAUCAAAACGCUUGAAUAAACUGCCACAUUUUCGAAUGCUUUAUCUUGAAAAGAAUUUUUAAAUUGCUCAUGUGUAAAUUCUAAAGAUAAAUUUUAAUUCAUUUGAACUUAAUUUGUGAAAUCAUGGAAUCUAGUAUAAUUUGUAAACUAAGAAGUGCCAAGUUCGCUUCGGAAAAUGUUAAACAUAUUUCUGUUAAAGAUGCUUCAAAGCGGGCUGCUGAUCCUUUGCCAGAUAAUGUUGGUAAAAAAAGAAUACUGGGUGAUAUCACAAACAAGAAUGUUUCGAAUAAAAAAGUUGGAUUUGGUAACAACAAAAAAGGAAAGAAUAACUCUCAUAGCUACAUUGUGAGUGAAGUUGAAAAAAUUAAAAUCAAGGAAGAAACACCCAGUCAGGAAGAGAAUAAAGAAUCAGAACUGUCUGAGUCUUCAGAAAAUACUAUGUAUGUAACUGCUUUGGAAGACAGUGUUAUAGACAUUAGUCCAUGUAAAGAAGAGAAGAAAGAAGAGCUUGUGAAAGAACCUUUGCCUCCUGGUGUGGAGGAUUUUGAUAAAGCUUGUCUAGAUGAUCCAUUUAGUGUUCCUCAAUAUGUUGCUGAUGUUUUUAAAUACUAUAAAGAAAGAGAAACUAAAUUUGUAAUAAGUAACUACUUAGACAAACAGCGUGAGAUGACAAAGUCUAUGAGAGCUAUUCUUGUUGAUUGGAUGGUUGAAGUGCAAGAGAGUUUUGAGUUGAAUCAUGAAACACUCUAUUUGGCAGUUAAAUUAGUCGAUUAUUACCUUAUGCAUCACUUUGUAGUCAAGACAAAAUUGCAGUUAAUUGGUGCUACAGCUCUUUUUAUUGCUUCCAAGUAUGAUGAGAGAGUACCACCUCUUGUUGAUGACUUCUUGUAUAUAUGUGGUGAUAGUUAUGAUAGGGAUGAGAUGCUUGAGACUGAAAUAAAAAUUUUGAAAACUGUGGACUAUGACUUGGGAAUUCCACUAUCAUACAGAUUUCUCCGUAGAUAUGCCAGGUGUGAUCGAAUUCCUAUGGAUUUAUUGACACUAGCUAGAUAUAUUUUGGAAACUUCCCUGAUGGAUUACGAUUGCAUUGAUGUAUUAGAUUCCAAAAUUGCUGCAGCUGCUUUAUUACUGGCUUUAAAGAUGAAAUCUCAACAUUGGACUCCCACACUUCAAUAUUAUUCUGGAUAUUCAGAAGAAGAAUUGAUAGAAAUUGUGAUAAUACUAAAUAAGAGCAUUUCUAAUCCUCCACGAAAACUGCUUCAAACAAUACGAACAAAGUACUCCCAUCAGAUAUUCUUUGGAGUUGCCAAAAUUCCUCCUUUAUCUGCAGCAACCUUAGAAUAAAUGCUGUGAAAAAUUUGCUCAAAUACUCACUUCAUAAAUUUUAAAAAAUAAAAUAAAACAUUUGUAUAUUUUCAUUAGAUGUGUAAAUACAUUUGAAAGAAGUCUAAUAGUUGGACUAAAUUUUGUAUAUUUGUUUGUAUUUUUACAUGAUGUGUAUUUUGUCUGUAAUUUUCUUUUUAAUGUAAUCAUGAAAUUAUAAAUGGACCAAUUCAGAACUAUUUAUUUUCAGGUGCAAUUCUAAAAUUGAAAGAUGUUAUGUUUUCUUGAUUUGCAUCUGACCAAAGUCAAUUAUGACUGGUUUAAAUUUUACGAAAUAAAAUAUUUAAAUAAUA